Messenger RNA from Quercus robur (English oak), 1251 nucleotides. Its product is annotated as LOB domain-containing protein 15. The record is from RefSeq and is a predicted model, not a curated record. Lineage: Eukaryota; Viridiplantae; Streptophyta; Magnoliopsida; Fagales; Fagaceae. The transcript is spliced from 3 exons. Bases 469 to 1158 code for a protein of 229 amino acids.
UACUAAAGGUCUCCCCUGAGAAAGAAGCAAGACCCACAUGCAGCAAUGGAUUCAGAUGGUUGAUUCAAAAAAGUCAAAGCACAUUUAAGGACUCACACGUGAGCAAGUAUUCAUUGAGCUGGCAUUUAUACAACUCUCUCUCUCUCCAUUGAUGUUUGAUGAUCUCUAUCUCAGUGUGUUCUGAUAAACUAUAAUUUCUGAAAUCCUCGUACAUAUAGCAGAGAGCUCCAUAACUAUAACAUCACCAAUAAACAAAAACAAAAAAAAAUUUACCUUCUUAUUUAUUUCAACCUCAUACUUAUAUCCCUUUUAUCUAUUUCUUUUGUAAACAACACCGUACCACUUUCUCUCCAUACCUUGCCUUUUAAGCACACUCUAUUCUUUCCUCAUUUUCCUCUCUUCUUCCCUUCGUACCCUCUCUCUCUCUCUCUGAGCAAGUCCACCUCCAUUCCCAGAGAGCAUGCCUGAAUGUCCAGAGAAAGGGAAAGAUUUGAUGAUGAGAUAGGCAAGAGGAUCAAGAGAGAAACCGAUGCUUCUUCUCAAAUGGGAAGAAGACACAUGUUAGGUCCUCCUGGAACCCUAAACACCAUUACACCAUGCGCUGCUUGUAAGCUAUUGAGACGAAGGUGUGCACAAGAAUGUCCAUUUUCUCCAUAUUUCUCUCCCCAUGAACCCCAGAAGUUUGCUUCAGUUCACAAAGUCUUUGGUGCCAGCAACGUCUCAAAGAUGCUAAUGGAGGUACCAGAGAGUCAACGAGCUGAUGCUGCAAAUAGUCUUGUUUAUGAGGCCAAUGUGAGGCUAAGCGACCCGGUGUAUGGAUGCAUGGGUGCAAUCUCGGCUUUGCAACAACAAGUUCAAUCAUUACAAGCUGAACUCAAUGCAGUAAGAACUGAGAUACUUAAGUACAAAUAUAGGGAAGCAAAUAUCAUACCCUCCUCUCAUCAUCAUCAUCAUCAUCAUCAUUUGGCUUUGCUUAAUUCUUCUGGGGCUGUUUCGAUUGCUGCACCUCCACCAACACCGCCACCAACAACACCACCACCUCCUCCUCCUCCUUUUCCUCCUAAUUCCUCUUCUUCUUCUAUGUACAACCAAACCAUUACUAGUGCUGCCGAUUAUAGCACCAUUUCAUCAAGUGAUAAUGUUUCCUAUUUUGGUUAAUUUAAUUUCUAGACUGAAAAGAAAAGAAUCCCAUUUAUUUUUCCUUACUAUGAAUCAACUUGAAUAAAUGAGUAAGAGAAUUUUAAUAUUGAA